Molecule: messenger RNA, 962 nt
Organism: Acanthaster planci (crown-of-thorns starfish)
Lineage: Eukaryota; Metazoa; Echinodermata; Asteroidea; Valvatida; Acanthasteridae
Product: heparan sulfate glucosamine 3-O-sulfotransferase 5-like
Molecular function (GO): [heparan sulfate]-glucosamine 3-sulfotransferase activity
Source: RefSeq, a predicted model, not a curated record
AUGUUUGAAUGCUUCGCCGAUAAAGUUGAACUUAGUCAUGAUGUUAGAAGGCAGACGGGCUUGUCGAAAUUAAUCGUACUUAAUUGCGAAUUCGGCAGGUCACGUACCCACCGUCCAAGUCGACUUGUUACGAAACCGUACGCCAAGCCAAGCACCACGUUAAGGAACUUGUGCUUGUAUCUGAGUGGAUCUGGAUUGUUGAUUGAACAGCUCCAACUGGAACAUCACUCAAUUCAGGUCAGAGAGGAAUUAAUAUCGUCUUGUCAGGUAGCAGAAAAUCAAUACUCAAAGGAGAGAUUUGGAACUCCAAUACCAGAAGCUGAUAUAGCAUCAAAAUCGCGGAAAAGCUUCUCAAAGGCAACGGAGAAGAAAUGUUACUGGGCGAUGAAAAUCUUCAACUGGAAAGCCUGGCGUAACGAACGUGCAGUACAGGGCUCCACCUCUGACAUGCAUCUCAGCCCCAUUCGAGUGGAAUUACUGGAGAUGACAAAGGAUGAACUCUGCUUUUCUCUGACAAGAUUUGUCUCGGAGGCCAAAAAGCAGAACAGGGAUCCUUAUCCUGCAGAAAUAUUAUACGAAAUUGUAAUAUCUAUUCAGAUGUAUCUGUGGAUGAAUGGACAGGACAUGAAAUUUCUCAACGAUGAGGAAUUUACUGUUCUGAAGAAUACCCUGGACACGCGAAUGAAAGAGCUUAGGACAUCGUGUUCAUCGUCGACAGGCUGAGGUGAUAACAGAAGACAAGGAGGAGACUUUGUGGGAGACUGGAGUACUUGGCGAUGAAUCUCCACAGAAACUUCUAGACACAAUUUUGUAUCUUUUUGGAAUUCACUUCGCCCUGCGAGCAGGAUCUGAACACCGCCAGUUGAGAUUUGAGAACUCACACCUCUUGGUCCAAACGGACAGUGAGGGAUCUCGCUACUUGCUCUAUACGGAGGAUGUCUCAAAAAACAGACAAGGUGGGU